AUGGCGCAGGCCUACAACCGUCUCUCUCCCGAAUUCCGUCAGCGACUGCAUGGUCUGAAAGCCGUCCACUCCGGCGUGGAGCAGCCUCAACAACGGCGAGCAUCCAGUGGUCCGAACCCAUCCGGUAAAUUAUGUACCCCCCGUAUCCAUAAUCAAGGCCUUUCAUAUAUGAAUAUAUAUAAACGGGCCUGGAAAUUAACAUUGUCCGUCUACUACCAGGUCACCAGAGAAAAAAAGACACUCUUCGUGAAUCCACAAUUCACCCGGUACAUCGUCGGAUACAAAAAGGAAGAGUCCGACUACCUGCUGAAGUUCCUAUACGACCACAUUGCUCUGUCCCAGGAUCUCCAGGCCCGUGUAAGAUGGCUUCCUGGCACCGUUGUCGUCUGGGAUAAUCGUGUGGCUGCACAGAGUGCUCUCGUUGACUGGGCUGAUGGCCAACGACGCCCAUCUGGCCAGAAUCACGCCCCAGGCUGA
Messenger RNA from Aspergillus ochraceoroseus IBT 24754, 477 nucleotides. Its product is annotated as TauD/TfdA dioxygenase family protein. The transcript is spliced from 4 exons. Bases 1 to 477 code for a protein of 158 amino acids. The record is from RefSeq and is a predicted model, not a curated record. Gene Ontology annotation, cellular component: cytoplasm. Gene Ontology annotation, molecular function: 2-oxoglutarate-dependent dioxygenase activity. NCBI's taxonomy places the organism in Eukaryota, Fungi, Ascomycota, Eurotiomycetes, Eurotiales, Aspergillaceae.